Auanema sp. JU1783 is the source of this 927-nucleotide messenger RNA. The record is from the annotation of a GenBank genome assembly. NCBI's taxonomy places the organism in Eukaryota, Metazoa, Nematoda, Chromadorea, Rhabditida, Rhabditidae.
AUGAUUGAGCAACAGAUAAGACUCGAAGUUGAUUCAACAGAGCUGAAGUUGAAACCAAUUACUUACAGAUUAAUAAAACUUCUUGAUAUUACUUGGUUUGAAAUUAAAAAAUCUGCGUGUUCUCCGUAUAGCAUGGAAGUACUGGUUGGAUAUCUGAAAUGCAAAAAUAUUCGGAAUCAUUCAUUGAAAGUCAACUACUUCAUUAAAAUUAAAUCGAAAGUUGAUUCCCAUUAUGAUGGUGGUCGCAAAGUGCUCGAGUUCAAUAAGACACGUGCAUCUUCCUGUGUCUUGAGCACUCGUUGGAAGAAAAUUGCCGAAAAUGAUGAGUUUUGUAGCAAGAAAGGAAAAUUCGAAGUUUUCAUAACUCUGUCAUUCGUGAAUUUGAUGGACGAGAACGAUAUAAAUGGGCUUUGCUAUUUCGGAUCUAAUUUACACUUAUCUGACGUGGCCUUCCUUAUAAAUUCACAGAAAGUGUAUGCUCACAGACAGUUUUUAGCCUUACAUUCGGAUUAUUUCAAAGCAAUGUUUUAUUCUGAAUUCAUUGAAUCGAAACAAUUUGAGAUUUGCUUGAGAGACGUCGACGAGAAGGAUUUCAUCGAAAUGCUGCAAGUCAUUUAUCCGGAUCAAACUUGCUUGAAUCCAAUUAAAUAUGGCAAUAUUCACAAACUGCUUGAAGUAGCCGAUAAGUUUUCUAUGAGGACUGUUGUUAAGAAAUGUGAAGAGUUCCUAAUGGCGGACUUGAUAUUCCCAUUCAUGGAGAAAUUCCAAUUAGCUGAGAAACACCAAUUGGUGAGGCUUCAGGAGCAGUUGAUUCGUCAGAUGCACAAGUCGCAAUUAACCAAAUUACUUCGAAAGCAAGAUUUCCAUCACUUCAGUCACGGAACUCUUGUUCAGAUUCUUGGUCGUACGAAGGAGUUGUUGAGUUGA